Python bivittatus (Burmese python) is the source of this 3552-nucleotide messenger RNA. RefSeq names its product kelch like family member 12 (gene KLHL12). NCBI's taxonomy places the organism in Eukaryota, Metazoa, Chordata, Lepidosauria, Squamata, Pythonidae. Gene Ontology annotation, molecular function: protein binding. Gene Ontology annotation, cellular component: COPII-coated ER to Golgi transport vesicle. The record is from RefSeq and is a predicted model, not a curated record. Gene Ontology annotation, biological process: protein monoubiquitination; COPII vesicle coat assembly.
CGUGUGGGCCUGAGGAAGUGGGAGUUUCUCCCCUCAUAGAAAUGUUACGGUGGUGAAUUUGAGUAGGGGAGAGAUGCUCCAGCGGCGGUUCUUUUCCUUGCGCGGCUCAGUAGAAAACGGACCCUUCUUUCACUGCAUGGCUUAAAGAGGUCGCUGGUAUCCGGCAGGGGUCUGCAGAUAGGUAAAGCCAUAAGAAACGGAAUUACUCAUACUCUGAACCUGCCUUCUCAGCAUUCUUGUUGGCUGGACUAAGACUAUGGCUCCUAAAGAUAUAAUGACAAAUUCUCAUGCCAAAUCCAUUCUUAAUGCAAUGAACUCUUUGCGAAAAAGUAACACACUAUGUGAUGUGACCCUGCGUGUGGAGCAAAAAGACUUUCCAGCACAUCGUAUUGUAUUAGCUGCUUGCAGUGACUACUUCUGUGCUAUGUUCACGAGUGAGCUUUCAGAGAAAGAUAAACCCUAUGUGGAUAUCCAAGGGCUAACAGCCUCAACUAUGGAAAUAUUGCUGGAUUUUGUAUAUACAGAGACUGUUCAUGUAACAGUAGAAAAUGUUCAGGAGUUGCUUCCUGCAGCCUGUCUACUUCAGCUGAAAGGAGUAAAGCAGGCUUGCUGUGAAUUUCUGGAAAGCCAGUUAGAUCCAUCUAAUUGUUUGGGUAUUCGUGAUUUUGCUGAAACGCACAAUUGUGUUGAUUUAAUGCUGGCAGCAGAGGUUUUUAGCCAGAAGCAUUUUCCAGAUGUAGUACAACAUGAAGAGUUUAUCCUCCUCAGUCAAGAAGAAGUGGAAAAACUCAUCAAGUGCGAUGAAAUUCAGGUAGCUUCUGAAGAGCCUGUAUUUGAGGCAGUAAUUAAUUGGGUGAAGCACUCAAAAAAGGAACGGGAAGCCUCUUUACCAGAGCUUCUGCAAUAUGUGCGCAUGCCACUUCUAACCCCACGCUAUAUCACCGAUGUCAUAGAUACUGAGCCUUUUAUCCGAUGCAGUUUACAGUGCAGAGACCUUGUAGAUGAAGCUAAGAAGUUUCAUUUAAGGCCUGAACUCCGGAGCCAAAUGCAGGGUCCCAGAACCCGAGCACGUCUAGGUGCCAAUGAGGUUCUCUUAGUAAUUGGGGGUUUUGGAAGUCAACAGUCUCCCAUUGAUGUGGUGGAGAAAUAUGACCCAAAAACACAAGAAUGGAGCUUCCUACCAAGCAUCAGCCGCAAAAGACGCUAUGUUGCUACGGUUUCCUUGCAUGAUCGGAUAUAUGUGAUAGGUGGUUAUGAUGGCCGUUCACGUCUGAGCUCUGUGGAAUGCUUAGAUUAUACUUCCGAUGAAGAUAGCAUCUGGUACUCUGUGGCUCCAAUGAAUGUUCGACGGGGUCUAGCAGGGGCCACAACUUUAGGAGACAUGAUCUAUGUUUCCGGAGGUUUUGAUGGAAGCAGACGCCACACCAGUAUGGAAAGAUAUGAUCCAAACAUUGAUCAGUGGAGUAUGUUAGGAGAUAUGCAGACAGCUCGUGAAGGUGCAGGACUGGUUGUGGCUAAUAAUGUUAUCUACUGCCUUGGUGGGUAUGAUGGUCUAAACAUCUUAAAUUCUGUGGAGCGGUAUGAUCCCCACACUGGGCAUUGGACAAAUGUGACUCCAAUGGCUACUAAACGCUCAGGAGCUGGAGUAGCCUUGCUGAAUGACCACAUCUAUGUGGUUGGAGGGUUUGAUGGAACAUCACAUCUCUCCUCUGUGGAAGCUUAUAACAUUCGUACAGACUCUUGGACAACAGUAACAAGCAUGACAACACCCCGCUGUUAUGUGGGGGCAACAGUGCUCAGAGGAAGGCUUUAUGCCAUAGCUGGGUAUGAUGGAAACUCACUCCUGAGCAGCAUUGAAUGCUAUGAUCCUAUCAUUGACAACUGGGAAGUGGUGACAUCACUGGGGACACAACGUUGUGAUGCUGGUGUUUGCGUGCUGCGGGAGAAGUGACUUUAGGAAAAGGCUUGGGAGAGCACUUCCGUGGAACAAUUAUCAGAAAAAGCAUUGCCUGACUUGGAAUUUCUCAUCUUGUAGCUGUGAAUUAAGUGACUGUUGAUAUCUGGGCUAUGCUGCAAAUCAUCUACAAAUCUACUGAUUCCAGUUUAAAGAAAAACACAGACACAAAGCACUUUGACCUGACAAUGGAUGAAUUGCAUGCUUGUGUAGGCUAACCCUGUAAAAAUGAAUCAUCAGAGCUGCAAAAAUGUCUGUGCCUCUUGGCCUGCUGAGUAUCUGAGAUUAAGUCGCUCAUCUUAGUCAUUUCUAAGCAUCAGCACAUACUCACUGAGGUAUGAGCAUGUCAAAAGUUUGGUUUGUUCCCAAGUAUUUCCAUAUACCAAAUACGCUGGUGAACAUUGUAUGAGCAGACCAAGCUUUUUCGGAUUUUUUUUUCAGAUUCUGCACAACUUGCCCAUGUCCCUCUGGAAAGCAGCCAGCCACCAACUGUUGUAUGAAAAUGAAAGAUUCUGUAUGUUGGUAUAAGAACUUUACAUAUACAGUACACCUUAAUAGGAGGUGGGGCAAGGGGCAGAAAUAAGAGGAAAAUUACCUCCUGAAAUAUGCAGUCUUGUCUGUUGGGAAGAACAACAGGCAAGUAAGUAGACUGAGUUACAUUUUUAAUUUUUUUUUGCCAGAGGCUAGAAUCAGUAUGCACUAGAGAAAAAGCAGUUGUGUGCUAGUGCUUGUAAGCAACAACCAGGUUUAUGUUUACAUUUGCCUUCUAAGCUAAAAGCUCUUACCAGUAGCAGAACAAUGAAGGGUGUUUUUGGCAUCUUGAGUGCAACAGUUAUUUAUAAAUAACAUGUGUUUUUGAAGAAAACCUCUACCUAAGUUACUUUUUAGGGACUGGAUGUGCCCAUGCAAUGUGAGUGAUCGCUUCCAAUCAUAAAGCACUCCCAAUUUUACAGUAGUCACCUUCAAGUUGCACUGCAGAUAAGAAUGAAAUCUGGUACCCUACACAGAAUGGCAGUGUCUAUGGCCAGCGUGAAUAAUGUCAGCGCACAUUUUCUUGUAUUUAAUUUCUGUUGUUCUUCUCUAUGCUUCAGCCAGAAAGGCUAACCUCCUUCAUAUCCAGCAAGGACUUUUGAAUAAUCAUCUCCAAAGUGAGCUGGAACUGUUAACUUUUGCUCAAGUCAUUCCUCUGUGGUGGCACCUAAGUUUCCCAGGUCCCUGUCUCCUUAAUAUGCCCCUGAUGUAUAAUGCAGCUUGUGUUAGAUAUGUGAAGACAAGUCACUUUGCUGGUAGAAACAUGAGCCUGUGGAUAAUGCAGCUCCAUCCCUCAAUUAUGUGCUGUGACUUUCAGCGUGACCUUGGCAUUUUCUCCUUUGAAUCUACUGAGACGUUUUGUGUGUUAUCCAAUCAGGAACCAAGGGAUGAAUGUAUUUAUUUUCUUGGGUGUGGGUGACUUCUUGCUUUGGGGAUGGGGUACCAUAGAAUAAUUAUGCACUUUCAGAUAACUGAGUUUAUAAAUUCUGACCUAUCACACUAGUGUUUGAUUCCUUUCAUAUGUAUUUUUUAAUAAAAGGAUGGCUGGUUCAAAUAAAUAUUUGAUA